Messenger RNA from Penicillium canescens, 600 nucleotides. Its product is annotated as med21 domain-containing protein. Gene Ontology annotation, molecular function: transcription coregulator activity. Gene Ontology annotation, cellular component: mediator complex. Gene Ontology annotation, biological process: regulation of transcription by RNA polymerase II. The record is from RefSeq and is a predicted model, not a curated record. The transcript is spliced from 2 exons. Lineage: Eukaryota; Fungi; Ascomycota; Eurotiomycetes; Eurotiales; Aspergillaceae. Bases 1 to 600 code for a protein of 199 amino acids.
AUGGCCGACAUCCUCACCCAGCUCCAGACCUGUCUUGACCAGCUCGCAACCCAAUUCUACGCAACACUAGGCUAUCUCACAACAUACCACGACAAUGCACCUACAACACCACCCCCAGAUGUCCCAGACGCCGCACCAGCCCUAGCCAAAAUACCCAAGAACUCCUCAUCACCACCAGUCCCAGCAGCUAUCGCAAACACAGCGGCAGGUGCCGCAGCUGCACAAGGACCUGGAUCUCCCCCUCUCGCGCGGCCCCAACAACCUGGCGCUGCGCCCGAAGCACCAGUAGAAGGAGGAGACCCUAACCUCCCCCCGGCACCCGACUCACCCCACACAUUUGCGAGCCGGCAGCGAGAACUCGCGCGUGACCUCAUUAUCAAGGAACAGCAAAUCGAAUAUCUUAUCUCUGUGCUGCCUGGUAUCGGUGCCUCCGAGGCUGAGCAGGAGACCAGAAUUCGGGAGCUGGAGACUGAGCUACGCAGUGUCGAGACGGAGCGGGCUGCUAAAGUGCGGGAACUGAAGAAGCUGAGGACCCGUUUGGAGAGGGUUUUGAAUGCUGUUUCUGUUGGUAUUUAUGGAGACAGUCAAUAUCAAAAGUGA